UGUUUAACCACGCGUCUCCCUUUUCAAGUUUUUCAUAGUCAACUUCUUUCAACCAUUACGGAAGAUUAAGAAGGCAGCAUGUCUUUACGUCUAAUAUGCUGGUUAUUUUGGUGCCUCGUGGUCCAUUUCGUCUUCAUUUCAGAAUCUGAAGCCGCUCUUGGAGUUUCUGCAGACCCUUGUUCUCCCGAUCCAUGCUGGAAUGGGGGUGUUUGCGCCGCAAACGGGUCUGCUUUCAUCUGCAACUGUCAACAUGGAUUUAGUGGCCAGAAAUGCCAACUGCGAAGUACAGAUUGCCCAGUAAACUCGUGUGUAAAUGGAAUCUGUAGACUGGAUAAAGCUGGGGCACCACAAUGCUUCUGUACGCCUGGAUUUGCUGGGAAAUUAUGCGACAUCAAUCAAGAUGAGUGUGCUUCCAGUCCGUGCAAAAAUGGCGCUUUGUGUGUUGACGAAGUGAAUGGUUAUAAAUGCGUUUGCAAAGACGAUACCUAUGGCCAUCACUGUGAAAUUCAUCAAAGUGAAAUACAGCAGUGCAUAGCGCGAUGUGAUCAAGAACCUUGCUGGCGAAAUUACUCGUUCUCCGUGCCAGUUCUUUGGGGAUAUGAAGAGAGCAUUUGCAGUACGAAACAUUCGUGUUUCGGUGGCGAGAAUGACACGGAAGCUAACGUUUAUGACACGUUUGUAGAGGUACAGUUAAUGCCUUUACAGAUUCAAGUUGGAGACACACUUAAUUUUACGGCUGACGAAGAAAUCGUCGCUUAUGCUGGUGGAUUUGUACCCCAUCAUGUGGUUGCUGCGGACGGCGCAAAAGCAUUCUUAGGCUGUAACGAGAGUAAUGGAAUUCCUCUCGUACAUAAACCAACCAACAGCGUUGUAGUCGACGUAGACGUUCUCAAGCUCGGUAUCAACUAUUUUAUCGCUAAUAUUGACUCAACAUUUCGCUGUGACUUUGGUUUACGUUUAAAUGUGAGUGUUAAAGAGAACAAUUGCAAAGCUCCCUCUUCCAGCGAGAUUUGUUCCAGCAGAGGGCAAUGUACUACAAACUUUACAACCCCACAGUAUCGCUGUAAGUGCUGCGGCGGGUUUAGAGGGGAAUUUUGCGAAAAAGUAGACUAUUGCUUCUCAAAACCGUGCAAAAAUAACGCUACUUGUCAAAAUAUGGAAGGUUCAGCUGAUGGUACUACUCAUGUAUGCAUUUGUCUACCAGGCUAUGAGGGAAGGGAUUGCUCCAGGGUAACUGAUAUGUGCGUGUCUGUCCCAUGUAUGAAUGGAGGGAGAUGUGUACCCAUGGUGAAUAACUUUACGUGCCACUGUCCAAGAGGUUUCACGGGAAGAAACUGUGAAGUAAAUAUCAAUGAAUGUGCGUCUUUGCCCUGCAUGAAUGGCGGUACUUGUCUUGACGGCAUUGGAGAGUUUUCUUGUUCCUGUCCCAUGGGGUUUACAGGUAUCAAAGGCACUCAUUAAUAAGUAACCAUGUGGUUAAUAUUUUUCAUUAUUAAUUGAAACUUCUAUAAGUUUUAAUUUUUUUGGCAUUAUUGCUUUAUGAUAUAUUAUUAUUAUGAAAUCAAAUUUAUAAAUUUUACUUCUCCUAAAAAACAUAAUUAAUGCCUAAAUAUUAGAGUGAUUUUCUUAUUAACGAUAUGCAUGUGGUUUUCUUUAGUGUAAAAUACCUGCAACAUCACACCGUUGGAAAACGGAGAGUAAACUUUUAAAGGCACAAAAUAUUUUUAAGGAACAUGUGUCUCACAAAAUUUUUCCAAAUAAAAGGCAAUAAAAAACAGAUCAAGUUAGUUAGGGUUCUAGUUAUCAGGGUCAGUUUAAAAUUCAAUUUGCCAUAUUAAAAAUUGAUAGUUACUGAUUUUUCAGCACUUCAGUGUCUGGUGCAGUGCAAAUUUAAGUUAUUUCAUAAGAAAUGGUAACAUGGUCAUGAUAAAACUUAAUCUGUUCAUUUCACCAAUUAAAAUCAAAUUGCAUUAGUGUUGAACAGUGUUAGUUUUAGUGUUUUUAUGCUUAUACAACAAGAAGAGCUAAUGGGAUGGCAUCCAAGUGGAGUUGAAAGUAGAACCACGAUUCGAGUUAUUGGGGUAAAUUUCAGUGACUUAUUGAUCAAGGGAAAAGAUAUUUAGUUCGAGUAAGAUGGGAAUUCAAGUUAUCCAAGUUUGAGUUAAUUGAGUAAUAAUGACUGAAAAGUGGGGUUAAAUCUAGGGGAAAUUGGACUUAGUUCAAGUUAGCGGGGAUUUCAAGGUUAUCGGGGUUGUACCGUACGUAUUCAUAAAUUAUCGUCAGGGCCGGGUCUAGACUUGCCCAAUAACCCCUGGCACCUUAGUUACUUUGCUCUUAGGUGAUCAGUAGGAAAUGAUAUCUUUUUCAUAGAAAUCCUGUGUUUGACAACCUGGAUUUCACACGUUCUGAGCAUUGGACUCCCUUCGAUUUUUCUUAGAGCACAGCCUUCACCCUUUAAGCCCCAAUAUCCACAUACAAAUUCUCCAAACUGAUCUCUAUACAUUCCUUUAAGAAUUAGUUAAGAGAAUUUGAUAAAAGAUCAAAGUAUUUGCUCUUGGGUGAUCAUUUUAUUAAUUCUCAUAACCUAAUCUCAUGAUAAUGUAUGAAUAUCGUUAGGAGAAACUUGCUGUUGGACAGUAUUGGGACUGAAAGGGUUAACUGUUUUUUUUCCCCCUCAGGUUCUCAUUGUGAGGUUGACAUAGACGAGUGUUCCAGCUCACCUUGUGUUCAUGGCACGUGCAUUGAUCAAGUAAAUAGUUUUAAGUGCCAAUGUUCACCAGGAUAUUAUGGUAUUAAAUGUGAUUACAAUCUUGAUGAAUGCCUGUCAAGUAAAGGCAGUAACCCUUGCCACAAUGGAGGCCGAUGUAUUGAUGGAGUCAAUAGUUACCAGUGUGAUUGUGGACCAGGUUUUAAGGGCACUCACUGUGAGAUAGACAUUGACCUCUGCAAGGAACCCAACAUGUGUGUUAAUUCAGUGUCAUGCACUGAUAAGGGUCAAAGUGUUGAGUGUGUAUGUCAAGCUGGAUUUACAGGUUACAACUGUGCCGUCAACAUCAAUGACUGUCUUUCACAUCCAUGCAUGAAUGGUGGUACUUGUAGGGAUAAGGUGAAUGACUUUGAGUGUAUUUGCCAGGAAGGAUUUGGAGGAAAAACUUGCGAAGGUUAGUAAAAUUCACCCCUUUUAUUUAUUUUAUUUGACAGUUUAUUUAUUGAAUGAGUACAAACAAAUACUGGUAAUAUUAUUUGAUUUAAAAAUUUAUCUAUUUUUUUAAAGUUUUUUAUUUGUCACCUAUUACAAAAUUUGUAAUAAGGAAAGAGAACACACUCAUCUGGCAUGAAUAACAAUAACCCUUUAAACACUAAGAUCAAAAUUUGAAUUCUCAUUUGUUGCCCCUAUUACUUUCCUACAGAAGUAGUGGGGAGAAGUUGAUAAAAUAUCAAGCAGAUUCAUCUUGUGUGAUCAUGUCCAUAAUUCUCAUGACCACUCUGUUUUACAAAGCAUUGAUAUUACAAGGAGAAAUUGGAUGCUGAUCACUCUUAGGGCUUAAAGGGUUAAAAGGAGGUUAAACAGUAGCCUGAGAAAAACAGCCAACAUUUGGCGAAGCCACAACUGGUUUCCCCACAAAAUGGCCUCUGAGAAAUAAUUACAGGAAUUUCAUACUGAUGAUGUGUCACUACCCAUAUCUGGGUGGUGCUUCUGAUUGGUUGAAGCAAAUUUCUCUUUUAUGUUUAUGGAACACUAAUUGAAAGAAACACCUCUUGUUUUUAUGUCAAAUGCAGAUAUGGCAGGUACCAUUCCUUCUGAAACAUUUCACCAACAGUUAAGCCUCAAGUUGAUGACUGAAGACUGCAAACUCCUGCUGGCACAGGUAAUACAUGUUUUACGAGGGAGAAAAAUUCACAAAUCUCUUCAAGAUAAUCGCUGUUUUAUUCUCUCUCAAAUCUGCCAUUAACUAGGUAAAAGCUAAAAAUCUCUUUUAAUAGCCUGCUUGUUUCAAUAUGAUAUUCUGUAUUAGUGGACAUUUUCAUGUACGGAGAUAUUAAAAGCAAAAACCUAAGAUAACAGCAGCUAUGGAAAGUGAUCAUAAUUGCUUUUACGUGAUUUUGAGCAAACAUAUCUUAUAAAACUGGCAAUUUUAUUCAACAGGAAUACGCACGUACUGAAUAAAUUGUCUAUUGCAUAAGUUUUUGCUUAUUUUACAAACAACUUUCUUCCCUGAUAGAGAGAGGCAAAAUUUACCAAAAGAAAUAAGGGGAGAAAUAUCCUCACCCCCUUGGUAGUUACAAUUAAACGAACCAAUCAACUUAAUUUGCAUCUUUGUAAAAAUAUCAACCAAUCAGUGCUCGAGGGUCAGAUCCUGACCCUGUUGUCUGUAUGAAAGUGAGAUUCGAGGCCAAGGUAACCAGAGAGUUUUCUCUCUCUCCUCGAUGCUUUGCAGCUCACUCUCUCUCCUUCCUGAAGGAAAACUUCAAGAAAAACCUCUGGGACCAGGAUACCGUUUUUAAUUCUUACAACGUAAAUAUUGUGCACAUGUCAUUAAUUUUCUUGAGUAUAAAUUCACACUUUUGCACAAACAUUCAUACAUGGAUUUCUUUUCCUUUAUAGAGAGUAAGUGACCCCUAGAAGUAAAAAUUAAGCCAUAGUAUUAGAAAGGAUCACCUACAUGAAUAAUUGUACAUUUAUGUCACAGUUCAGGUGUAAAUUGAUGCAUCUCAAGUCAGUAAUAAACCAGUAAGGGUUCCCUACUUGGAUUUAGCCCACUGACUGAGGAAUGCUUUUUUUUUUCAAUUCAAAAUUGGAAUCAUCUCAAGGCUGAAUCCCCGCCUUUAUUUUAAGUUGACUGAAUUUCUCUGCGUUCUUUUACCAGGGAGCUGUUGCAGUUUCUCGUAUCAGCCAAGGAGUGACCUCUAGCAUUGCCGAGGCUUGCAACUGUAGUUAUAGUGUUGCAAACAUUGUGGAUGGAUCUGUGUUACUUCAGUGUAGAGACAGUAUCAGUGCAGAAGUAAGCAUGGAAAUCAAACCUGUUAAGGGUCAUUCAGUGAAUCAGCUCAUCUGCCAGUUUCAUAACCUGCUUAUUGAACACAAGAAUGUCAUUGACUUAGGUAAGUUCCUUCCAAGGUGUGCCUUUUUAAUCAGUAGUUGGAAGCAAGAUAGAAAGAAUUGAACCCAUCGACAGUAGAUGGGUGUGGCAAUGGUGCCCUGUCAAACUGAGGGAGCCACUAGCAAUCCCAGAAGGUAACCAUGACAACCCUGUUAGCGGCAGGUCCCCAGGGUCUCUCAGUUGGGGUCUCUUUUUCUGGUGAUUUCGCUGUACUAAUGACAUCAAAGCUAGCUAGUUAUGAAAAAUAUUAUUAGCUGUGAGAUUUGAGCCAAUCAGAAACCGAGAAAUAUUUUGAAUAAAUAAUUAUAAAAAAUAUUAUUAUUCCUUAAAUGAUCUAAAAGAUACCUAGGGGUGUUUAAUAGAUAGGUGCCAUUUACUCUCAUAACUGUAACUCCACAAAAUAACUCAUAACUCCACAAAAUUAAUAUCUUUUCGGUGAAUAUAUCACCACAGUGUAUAGAAUAAUAGUAGACUAUCCAUUGAUAUGUCUAUGCUGUUAAGAGAUCCAAAUUGUUUUUUAAAAGCUCAGUGUUGAUGUCUGAAUCCUUACUUAGAACUUGGCAUUGAACAAAAUACAAUGCACCAACUGUUGUUAAGCAAACACGAAACUGAAUAAAUUGAAUGAUUUUGCCCUGUCACUAUUUCGUAGUAUUUUGGAUAAACUGUCAUGUGGGGCGUCUAUUGGACAGGAGACGUUUAUUAGAGAGGGGCUUUUAUGGCAAAAUCUAAGAGUGUAUUGGUGGGGUGGGGGGUUGUUUAUUAGACAAGACUGAGGCUUUUUUUGAGAGAGGAUGUCUAUUAGAUCAAUUAUGGUAUUUUAAUUUAGUAGCUUCACAUGUCAUUUUUCUUGUUUUCCCUUACCAGGUUACAACACAUUUGCCGUUAGAGUGCUUAGUGACCUUUCUUCCUGUGGUCACUUAAAGCAACAAGAGAGUGUGGUAAAUAGCGAUGUAAAAGAAUAUGAUGGAGUGAGCAGUUCCAGAAACUUGGCUGUGACGGUUUCUUUAGUGUGUGCAGCUGUAGGCCUCAUAGCAGCAGCUGUUGUUGUGUGUUUGAAGUGUCGCAGAGCACGUCCUCCAAUUAAAAGACACUCAUCCAAGUAAGUGGUACUUUUUUGAUACUACAGCAUGGUCAUCAGACCCAACAAAUGCCCUUUAAGCCUUAAGAGUUAUCACUAUUGAUUUUCUUCCUUGUUAUAUCUUUGCUGUGUAAAGGAGAGUAGUCACGAUUAUUGAUUAUUAAGGAUAAAAUCACAGCAACAAAUCAACUUGAUACUUACAGCUGUUUCGGAUAACACAUGACGUGCAUUGUCAAAAAAGUUUGGGGAUUUUGGCUUUUUCUUCUAUGUCAAUCAAACUGUUACCAUAGCAUCCAAUCCUUGCGUGUCAAAUAAAGGCAGCAAUAAUGAGCAGAAGCUGCAAAAUUAAAUGUUUGCGGGAAAGUGCUGAUUUGUUUUCACUCUCCCAUAUCUGUGUUUCUUGUGGAUUUGGAAGCUAGGAACAACUUCACCUUGGGAAUCUAAACUUGCCAUGUUUCAGUAAGAAGGCAAAAAAACUUAAAAGCUAAAAGGUGAAAACUUAACAUCACACAAAAGAACAUCGUAGCACAAAUCCUCCCGACACACUACACAAAAUGGAUCGACAUCCACAAAUCGCAAACCAUGAUCUUUUGAACCGGUUGAAGUAAAUUUCUGUUUCCUAAGAGGUCUGUGAGCAAGCACCGAGCCUUCAGAUUUUGAUCGAUGUCGCAGAAAAACCCAAAGUCCAAAGACGUUUUUUAUAUCACAGGUCGCGUGUUAUCCGAAACAGCUGUAAACAAUAUUUUCCUACUACCUCUGAGUAGAGGAAUUGUAACUAGACACGUGAAAAUAAAUAUAUUUAUGUUAGGGUUUAUAGGGAUAUGCCCAUUUUCUCCCCUUGGUAAUCAAUUUAGUAAUUGUCAUAACCGUUACUCUUAAUGAUCUGCUGAUGUUGUUAGGAGAAAAUUGAUGUUGGUCACUCUUAGGGCCUAAAGGGUUAAGAGCAUCAGUUUUUAUUCAUCCCUUAACAAAAUCGUAAUAGCCUUCUCUAUUCAAUAGAGCCACAGUCAUUAAAAACAAGUUGAAUUACAUACUUUUUACUUAGGUAUCCUACUGACAAGUCAUUGCAUUAAGAAUAGUCUAUGACUUCAUUUAAAGUCUGCUAGUUAAAUUAAAACAACUGACACUGGAAACGUUUUUACCUAACAGGGGAGAAAACCAGAUGAUAGAAGAUUUGAGUGCUGACUUGCUGUCCGCUGUUGCUCCAACACCAAAGUCAAUGUACCGCACAAGCGGUGGCUAUCACAAUGUGGCUUUUUCAGGAAGAUUUAACCCUGAAAACCCUGUCAAGUCUCGAAAAGUGUAAUGUUUACUUUUUAAUUGUACAUAGUUUUAUCCUAGGGAAAACAAACCUAUGGUGAGAAAAGUGCUUUAUUUUCCAGAGAAAGGUUUUAGUACAGACAACAUUCUACAGGUCACUGGUUUAUUGAUUUAUUUUAGAUGCUGAUAGAGGAGAGACUUUUGAUCCUGUUUACUUUUGCAUAGGCUCAUGAUGAUAGGCUUUCAAAAUCCGCCAAUUUGCAAGUGCCUUUUGAGUACUGUGUUAUUUUAACAAUUGGUGUGUGUGUAAAAUAGAAAUGCAAUAGAUUCUGUUAGGUUGACAUGGUGUAGAAAGGAAGUAAGAUUGAGAGAUGAAAGUUGUCCGGUUCUCCAUUCAAGUGAUUAAAGGCUCAUUGAAUUCUAGCAACUCACAGUAAUCUAGGAAGAGAAAAUGCAUACUGGUCAAUUUUUUAAUAUCAAUUUUCUGUUCAUAGAAUCAGCUGAAAAGUCACAUGUUAUCAGAGUUGCGUGUUUACUAGGUUAUAAAUAAUGUAACUUAUAAUAAUUAUUAUAAGCCUGUCAUAAAUGCAUACAAGGUUUUCUUAGUUAAGUUUAGCUGGGAACAUUGCUCAGUAAACUUUAUGUUUGGCCAUGGGGGCGGUCUUAGGCUAUUUCCACGGACAUUUUUUAAACCGCAUAUGCUUUUACAUGAAUCGGCCUUCCUUCCACACGAAACCAGUGAAUCCGAAUCAAAAGUAAGUCAGGAUUCGAGUGGACGUGGCCCUAAUAACAUGCAACGUGACUCAUGUCAUGGUUGUAGAUAAAAGAAGGUGGUUAAUCAUCAUUGAAUGAAUCAAGUUAUAUUUUAGGCUGUUACAGUCUCUGCUUUGUUCGCUUAAUUUCAAAGGACUGCAAUGUCAAGAUUAAACUGCUGAAUAUUGUUUUUCAUAAUGUAAAGUGCAACAACGUCAGCUCAAGAGAGUCAAACUGAAAUUGCAAACAAUUUGACGCAUUCUGAUGUUUUGAGUUAGGUCGUCUGGCUGGGAACAAAAACUUACAUGGUCCCGAACGACCUGGCUUUGUCCCUUAAUUAUAUUUGUGUCCGGUUUUGGAUAAAGUAUGAAAAGUUAUGUUGAAGAUAUUUGAUUCAACAUAAUUUAAUGAUCUACGAAUUUUCAUUGGCUAUUAAGUCUCGCGCCACUUUCUCCACCAAUAAGAACGUAUUUUCUUGCGUUGGAAACAUGCGGUAGGUUUGAUUGGUUCAUGGUAUUGUCUACGCCUGUUGUGGUUGGUUGAUUUAGGUUGGUUCUUUUCAAAACAAACGUGCAGACUUUGACCAAUCAGAGCAAGCACAAAAAACGAUAAACCAAUCAGAAUGCGAAGCACUGAAGUACAAGCUGCAGACGUUUAACGCGGGAAAAGAAUCGUAUCGGGGAUUUAGGCGGUCUGCGACGCAGGUUUAGGAUAUAACACCGAAGUAACAAGGUGUUCUUGACUUCCAAAGUUUCAUUUUUUUGUGAAUCGCACGGUAACUCAGGUUAGGAAGGUGGUCAUGUACGGGAAAAGUUAAAAAAACCUCCCUUUUUCGCUUGUCUCUUUCCCCCAAAACGCCUGAUACUCGGGCUACCACCUUCCUCAAGUGUUAAGUGACCGCUUUGUCGCGCACCAUGUGUGGUCGCUUAC
Porites lobata is the source of this 9123-nucleotide messenger RNA. Lineage: Eukaryota; Metazoa; Cnidaria; Anthozoa; Scleractinia; Poritidae. The record is from the annotation of a GenBank genome assembly.